Molecule: messenger RNA, 1578 nt
Organism: Symbiodinium sp. CCMP2592
Lineage: Eukaryota; Dinophyceae; Suessiales; Symbiodiniaceae
Source: the annotation of a GenBank genome assembly
AUGCAGUUUUUGCAGAAGAUUGCAAAGACGGUGCUGCGACUGUGCAGUCUGGCUGGCCGCUCCAAAAAGCACGAGGAACUUCUUCGUGAUAUCGGGUGGACGAAAGAAACACUGCCUCUAGAAAUCCUCGCGAGCUGCAUAAAGAACGAUUGGAGUGCUGACAAUGAAGAGGUGAAGACGCUGAUGCGACGCCUCAAAGGAGGUGUUUCGACUACAAAGGAUAUUCUUGAGGCGACGUUCGCACAUUUAACAGAUGUGGCGAAGAGACACAGCAAGUCGCAGAAACUCUCCCACUACAGCCGGUGGCUCUACGCCACCUGUGCGCCGUACGCGCGGGAGUCUGCGCCGCAGUUGCUUCCGGAUGACCAGGCAUGGUUGGACCACAGAACCUCCGAUGCCAACAAGUCCAAGGAGUUCCAGUCAGCGGGGAACAUUCGGAAGCAAAAGCUCCCGGAGUUGACAUAUGGGGAAGAUCUUCGGUUCCCUAUGCGUCCCGCCCAGAUUGUUUAUCGGCAUGCUGGUCCAUUGUCGCAUCAAAAGAGCGCUGCAGCGCUGGCCUACGCUAUGCACGACUUGGAGAACAACUUCGGCAACUGCAGACAUGCCUGGCUGGGCUCCCUGUUCACUCAGGGAGGCUGCUUCCUGAACGUUGACACGCAGGAGUACGUAAUGUCAAUGGGCUUCCGCGCUUGGGGAGCCUUGGGCAUGCGUCUGUCAAAGAGGACUCUGGGCCCUGCUGGCAAGGAGCUGCUGCUGAUGGAGCCAGUCGAUGCUGACACAGUCAGCGCACCCUACUGGAUGCACAACUUCUCAAUGACGACGACAAACUGGCUGGCUGUCUACACGACGACCAUCCUGCCGUGCAGUGUUCCGGAUGAGCUGCAGAUGGAGGGCAUCGGCUUCGUCCUCGAGAUCGAGAAUCUGGACGACCUCCCGCGGGCUGCCAUCAAACGAGGAACCUUCCUGAAGGUCGAGCCCCUCAAGCAGCUCGUCCGGGCCUACAACGUUGAGCUGCCGGAGCAUGGCAGUGGCGCGCGGCGCAACAUCGUAAAAAUCGACCUGGCCAACGCCCUGGUUCGACAUUUGUGGAUGGGUGAGGAAGAAGCGGAGCUGCAACGAAUGAUUGACGCCAUCAUGGGGCGCAAGGCCGCCGUGAGUCCCGAGGUCCUUCACAUCGUGGCAGGGUUGGACCCCGAAAACCAGGAGGACAGAAUGUUCAAAAAGAUGCGACAACAAGCCAAUGAAGAAUUGGAAAAAAGCUUCGUGGCUCGUGGCAGAGCACAGCGGGACGUGGAUCCGGACGCACACCCGAGACCGGGUGGGGCCGCAGCUCCUGCGGCCAAGGCUGCGCCGGCGGCGAAGGCCGCGCCGGCGCCCGUAGACUUGGAGCGGCACGAACACGAAAGAGCUCGUGUCCACCAGGAGCACACGCGCCAGCAUAAGGCCAACGCCGCCAAGGUCAACCAGCUCACGCCGAGUUCUUUGAAGAAGCUUCUCCCCGGGAAGGGAGAGAUUGCAGACGUCUUCAGCAUCGAGUACCAUCCAGUUCAGAAGCAUUUCAGGGUGAAGUAUCCUUGA